Messenger RNA from Carassius gibelio (silver crucian carp), 1914 nucleotides. RefSeq names its product gastrula zinc finger protein XlCGF8.2DB. Gene Ontology annotation, molecular function: RNA polymerase II cis-regulatory region sequence-specific DNA binding; DNA-binding transcription factor activity. Gene Ontology annotation, biological process: regulation of transcription by RNA polymerase II. The record is from RefSeq and is a predicted model, not a curated record. The coding region runs from base 359 to 1504 and encodes 381 amino acids. The transcript is spliced from 2 exons. NCBI's taxonomy places the organism in Eukaryota, Metazoa, Chordata, Actinopteri, Cypriniformes, Cyprinidae.
GUUUUCGCCAUUAAAGUGUUUAAAUUGAUGCCAACCGUUUUGUGCGAGUAAAGCGCACCCUCACACGAGUAACAGAGAAGAUAUGUGUUUAAUUUCGUUCCAAACAUCGUGAAUCAGUUUAUGUUUAACACGAAUUCAAUCACUGGCAAUCUGCUGUUUAAAUUAUUACUUGCUGCUAGGAAAGAACAUUUAGUUUCAAGGAGCUGAUUGAGACGCACCCAGAGAUGAGAUUAAAUUUCGAUUUACCUUCCUUUUUUGUUAAUUAUUCUCAUCUUAAACAGGGCAGUGUAUAACGUUAAAAACACAGAAAAACACCUGCUGAAGUGACUGAGAUCCACGUGACUCACUUUUUAUAAGGAUGGAGUUUAUUAAAGAAGAGAGUGAAGAUAUUAAGAUUGAAGAAACAUUCAGAGUCAAACAUGAAGAUACUGAGACACAAACAAAGAUUGAGUUUAUGAAAGAAGAGAGUGAAGAAACAUCGAGAAUCAAACAUGAAGAUACUGAGACACAAACAAAGAUUGAGUUUAUGAAAGAAGAGAGUGAAGACAUGAAGACUGAAGAAACAUUCAGAGUCAAACAAGAAGAUACUGAGACACAAACAGACCUGACGCUGCUGAAAGAGGAGAGUCAAGAACUGCAUGAUGUAAAGGAAGACAAACAUCUGUAUGAGAAACAUAAUGAUUUCAUAAUGGCAAACGAUAUUUUAGUUGCUCAAACUAAAAACGCUCCCUCACAAAAAAGUUAUAUCACCUGCGAACAGUGUGGAAAGAGUUUUGCCAGAAAGGUAGGACUUAAGGUCCACAUGAGAAUUCACACUGGAGAGAAACCUUUCACCUGCCAACAGUGUGGAAAGGGUUUUAUUGAAAAUGGAAACCUUACAAAACAUAUGAGAGUUCACACUGGAGAAAAGCCUUUCAUGUGCCCUCAGUGUGGAAAGUGUUUUACACAUCAAGCAACCCUUAAUACCCACAUGAAAAUGCACACUGGAGAGAAGCCGUUCGCAUGUGAUCAGUGUGGAAGAAGGUUCAGGAGGAAACCAACCCUUAAUGACCACAUGAGAACUCACACCGGAGAGAAGCUGUUCCCAUGUGAUCAGUGUGGAAGAAGGUUCAGAAGUAAACAAAACCUUAAUUGUCACAUGUAUAUUCACUCAAGGGAAAACCAUUUUAACUGUCAUCAGUGCGAAAGGAGUUUCACAGACAAGGAACACCUUAAGAAUCACAUACUAACUCACAUCGGAGAAAAGCCUUUCAUGUGCCAUAUCUGUGGAAAGAGCAGCACAAACAAAGGAAACCUUAAGAUUCACAUGAGAACUCACACUGGAGAGAAACCUUUCACCUGCCCUCAGUGUGGAAAGAGCUUCACAGUUAAAGGAACCCUAAAGAAUCACAUGAGGAUUCACACUGGAGAGAAACCGUACACAUGUGAUCAGUGUGAUAUCAGUUUCGCAUAUAUCCCAGAGCUGAAACGUCAUCAGCAAUCUCAUUCUGGACAUAGUUCAUAAGUGUGAUGGGGUUAAAAAAAACUGAGCAUCUGUGCAUUAACUCCGGAUAAAGAGAGAGUAUUUUAACAUGUCAUGCAGAUGUUUUUGUUCUUUGAAAAGAGUUUUAAAAUUUAGCCAUUUCUAAUGGUACCAAUUAAUCAAUCAAUUGAUUGAAUCGAGGCAUCACUAUUUGAUUCAGAUUAAUACUCAUUAUAUUACAUAAUGUUCCAUUCAGUGUUGCCAACUUAGCGGAUUUGUCGCUAGAUUUAGCGACUUUUCAAACCCCCAUAGCGACUUUUUUCCAAAAAAGCGACUAGCGACAAAUCUAGCGACUUUUUUUUGACAGACCUUAUUUAUUCUCUGAGACUCUCCAGUACUGCCGAACGAGCACAAGCGCUCGCGCUCUCACUCUCUCUCUCUCUCCCCCCCCC